CACGAUCCAUCGACCGCUUGGGCUUGCCUUGUUACAAUACUCAGUACACAUAACUGAAGCUAUUAUAUUCCUUUCAAGGUUUCGUUGCCAACAAGGUUAUUAGUUUAAUUUGUCAGUACAGACUUAACAGAGUAGGAUCACUGCUGGUAUUUGUUUGCAUGAGUGUGUGUGUGUGUGUGUGUGUGUGUGUGUGUGUGUGUGAGAGAGAGAGAGAGAGAGAGAGAGAGAGAGAGAGAGAGAGAGAGAGAGAGAGAGAGAGAGAGAGAGGACGUAACGUAGAUACACAUGCUCUUUGAGAAUGCCUGCCUCGCCUUCCUCUGCUACGAUGCCUUUCUUGCUGAAGCAGAGUAGGUAGGUUGAACUGAAAGCCAAGAAAGGCGCUCCUCACUCGUCAGGAAGGAAGCAGCAAUGCCACAGCAAGGAGGAGGAAGGUUGGUGGUGGAGGACGUGGUCAUCGUCGGCGGGCUCCUGCUUGUGCAAUGCGUCCUCGCCGGCUACGUCGUGUUCGUGGACCAGCUGAUGAGCCUGGGCGCCCACCCGCUGGCCGUCAUCGCCGUCGCCGGCGCCGCCUUCGCUGCUUUCUUCCUCCCCUUGGCCGUCGCGCUCGAGAGGAAGCGAUGGCCUUCCAAGGUUUCCUGGACUUUGGUGGCGCAGCUUGUGCUCAUCGCUCUUGGAGGGACAACUGUGUUCCAAGAACUGAUGCUGCUGGGGAUAAAGAAGACGACGCCGGCAGUGGCUUCAGCCAUGCCCAACCUCAGCCCUGGCCUCAUCUUCGUCAUCGCCGCUUGCUUCAGGCUGGAGAAGUUCGACAAGGGUUGCAAGUACACGCAGGCCAAGAUGUUUGGGACGCUGGUGUGCCUGGUAGGAGCAAUUGCCAUGAGCCUCCUGCAGCAGACGUCUCCCUCCUCUCCGGCGGCAGCGGGCGGCGGCUGGAUUCUGGGCUGCUCCUACCUGGUCGGCGCGGUCGUCGUCCUGUCUCUCGUCACCGUGCUACAGGCGGCGACGCUGGGAGGCGGCUUCCCCGCGCCGCUGACCAUGUGCUGCGUCACGUCCGCCAUGGGGGCCGCAUUCACCGCCGCCCUGCAGGUGGUCGUCGAGGGCAAGCUGGACAUGGGGUCGCCCAAGAUCGACGCAACGCUCGUCGCAGGGAUCGCCAUACUGGGCGGCGUGCUGAGCGGCGCGUGCAUCGCGUUCCAGACGUGGUGCCUGGGCAAGAAGGGCCCGCUGUUCGUGUCCGUCUUCGGCCCCGUGCAGACCGUCUGCUCCGCCAUCCUCUCCGCCGCGAUCCUCCGCCAGACGCUCAGCCGAGGAAGCCUCGCAGGGAUCCUGCUCAUGUUCACUGGCCUCUACCUUGUGCUCUGGGCAAAGAGGAACGAGUACGAGACUCUCCCACCCCAUCCGCAGCAGCAGCAUGCGCAUGCUGGUGAUCUUGAGAAGGCUCCUCUGCUAUCCUGAUGAGUUCCUGACUGCUGCUGCAUGCUGGGGAAAUUAGUAAACCUUACUAGUUUCUUGUAGCAGUACUUGCCUGGUUGUUUAUUACUAGUAGUAGUAUUUACUAUUUUAGAGUAAAAAGGGCAGCUGCAACAGAUAUAUGUGUGCAUACUUGAGAGAAAAAAAUUUGUACGCUAAAAAAACUCAAGACAUCGCUGAACGCGCGGGCAUUAUUACA
This is a messenger RNA of Panicum virgatum (switchgrass), 1669 nucleotides long. RefSeq names its product WAT1-related protein At5g47470-like. The transcript is spliced from 5 exons. The coding region runs from base 409 to 1455 and encodes 348 amino acids. Gene Ontology annotation, cellular component: plasma membrane. Gene Ontology annotation, molecular function: transmembrane transporter activity. NCBI's taxonomy places the organism in Eukaryota, Viridiplantae, Streptophyta, Magnoliopsida, Poales, Poaceae. The record is from RefSeq and is a predicted model, not a curated record.